Ilex paraguariensis (yerba mate) is the source of this 1270-nucleotide messenger RNA. NCBI's taxonomy places the organism in Eukaryota, Viridiplantae, Streptophyta, Magnoliopsida, Aquifoliales, Aquifoliaceae. The record is from the annotation of a GenBank genome assembly.
CCACCCAUCACUGUCCAAACCACCGUCUAAUAUCUUGCCCCAAUACCAGGUCACACACACGUACUCAGAUUCACAGAUCCGAUCUUUCCAUCCUCUCUGUCUCUUCCCCUCUACCCAUAUAUAUUCAGUACCUGUAAUUAGUAUAUCACUCCCCCUCCCUCUCUCUCUCUUCUCAAAUGGGUUUCCCAGCCAACGGCUCAUCAACCGACAAGCCUCUCAAGUUCUUGAUCUACGGCCGGACCGGCUGGAUAGGUGGUUUACUGGGAAAGCUCUGCGAAGCUCAAGGCAUCGACUUUGUUUACGGCUCCGGUCGUCUGGAGAACCGGAGCUCCUUAGAAGCUGAUCUUGCCACGGUGAAACCGACCCACGUAUUCAAUGCUGCCGGCGUGACCGGCCGGCCGAACGUGGACUGGUGUGAAUCACAUAAGGUUGAGACUAUCCGGACCAAUGUGGUGGGGACGCUGACGCUGGCUGACGUUUGCAGAGAGAAGGGUUUGGUUAUGAUCAACUAUGCCACCGGGUGUAUUUUUGAGUACGAUUCUGAGCAUUCGAUCGGGACUGGUGUUGGGUUCAAGGAAGAGGAUAAACCCAAUUUCAUCGGAUCUUUCUAUUCCAAGACCAAGGCCAUGGUGGAAGAUUUGCUCAAGAACUAUGAAAAUGUCUGCACAUUGCGUGUCAGAAUGCCUAUCUCAUCAGAUUUAUCCAACCCCCGCAACUUCAUCACGAAGAUCACACGAUAUGAAAAGGUGGUUGACAUACCAAACUCCAUGACAAUCUUGGAUGAACUCCUCCCCAUUUCCAUUGAGAUGGGAAAAAGAAACCUCACAGGGAUUUGGAACUUUACAAAUCCUGGGGUGGUCAGCCAUAAUGAGAUUCUGGAAAUGUACCGGGAUUAUAUUGAUCCAAACUUCACAUGGAAGAACUUUACUCUUGAGGAGCAGGCAAAGGUGAUCAUUGCACCAAGGAGCAACAAUGAACUUGAUGCUACCAAACUGAAAGAAGAAUUCCCUGAGCUCUUAUCUAUUAAGGAGUCCCUCAUACUGUAUGUGUUCAAGCCAAAUCGAAAGACCCCUUUAGCUUGAAAUAGAUGCUUGGAUUUUUGUUUUGUCAGUUGUUAUCUUGUUACUUUAGUUUCACAUGGGUUGAUGCGAUCUUUCUUCCAGUCGGGUUCCCCAUCCCACAUGAGAUGCAUGAUUGUCUUCUUGUGUAUUUGAGUGUUGUAUCCGCAUUGAUUUGAUAAUGAAUAAAUAAGGUGGAAGUGAUUUAUCAA